Macrosteles quadrilineatus (aster leafhopper) is the source of this 515-nucleotide messenger RNA. RefSeq lists its product as uncharacterized. The transcript is spliced from 4 exons. The record is from RefSeq and is a predicted model, not a curated record. Lineage: Eukaryota; Metazoa; Arthropoda; Insecta; Hemiptera; Cicadellidae. The coding region runs from base 102 to 422 and encodes 106 amino acids.
ACUACUGUCGGGGAAAAAAGUUUAGACACUCGAGUUUGGAGCUCUACAGAAAAGUGGCUACAAUCAACCAAGACAAGGCAACAACUACAGAUCUAAUAACUAUGGACCCGAUCGCGGCAGAAACUUCCAAAGUAGAGACAACAGAUAUCAGCCAUACCAGGACCGAAGACCCAGGGGAGGCCCUAACCAAGGAGUGGCCUCGUCAAGAGACAGCUAUAGUAGCAGCAGCAGCAGCAGAGGUGGCUUUGGUGGGUCUGAGAGUGGUGGAAGGUAUGGAGGGGUUGUCAGCUAUGGAAGUGGUCCACACAAGAGUUACAGACCACCUCCUCCACAGCAACACCACAGCUACUCUGGCGGAUACUACGGCAGGAGAUGAACCAACAACUUUAGUCAUCUUUAAUUUUUUUUUAAAUUUUGUAUGAAACCAGUUCAAAAUAAUAUAAAUAUUUUAUUUCAUGGCAUGAUAAUGUAUUGAUUUACAUAAUAAAUGUGGAAGUACAAGAUUUUACGAAAUA